This is a messenger RNA of Sinocyclocheilus grahami, 1932 nucleotides long. It is a transcript of the gene lipca, whose product is annotated as lipase, hepatic a. The transcript has 9 exons. Gene Ontology annotation, biological process: lipid catabolic process. Lineage: Eukaryota; Metazoa; Chordata; Actinopteri; Cypriniformes; Cyprinidae. Gene Ontology annotation, molecular function: lipoprotein lipase activity; apolipoprotein binding. The coding region runs from base 106 to 1608 and encodes 500 amino acids. The record is from RefSeq and is a predicted model, not a curated record.
UUGUUCAGUAAUCACCUGCCUCACAGUGGCCUCUUCUCUUGCCCGAGAAAAAGAGAGGGAGGAAAUAUUUGGAUUAUCUGUGUGGACUCCUGAAGUGGCCUGAACAUGAAGACUCUUAUUAAAAUAGUGUCCUGCUGUCUGAUCAUCUUUCAGCUGACUGAUGGAAGGAAAUUUAGGGGUAACAGAGCAGACACUGAGCCUGGAGAGAGGAUGAAGAUGCCCUACGAACCUAAAUCAGUCUUCAGGCUUUACACUGACAGCACAGAUGAUACAUGCACAGUGGAGCUCUUCAAGCCUCACACUCUGGACGCUUGUGGUUUCAAUAGCAGCCAUCCUCUGGCUAUCAUCAUUCAUGGCUGGUCGGUGGACGGAAUGAUGGAGAACUGGAUUUCCAGGUUGGCAUCAGCACUAAAAAGCUCAGAAGGAAGCAUCAAUGUGGUGAUUGCAGAUUGGCUGACUCUGGCACACCAUCACUACCCUAUAGCUGUUCAGAACACACGCAUUGUGGGGCAGGACAUUGCCCACCUGCUGAGGUGGCUAGAGGAUUUCAAACUAUUUCCUUUGGGAAAAGUGCAUUUGAUUGGUUACAGCCUUGGAGCUCAUAUAUCUGGGUUUGCUGGGAGUAACCUAGCUGUGUCUGGAAAAACCUUGGGAAGAAUUACCGGUUUGGAUCCUGCGGGUCCAUUGUUUGAGGGAAUGUCUCAUACUGAAAGACUCUCACCUGAGGAUGCUAGGUUUGUGGAUGCCAUCCACACAUUUACCCAAGAGCGCAUGGGGCUCAGUGUGGGCAUCAAACAGCCUGUUGCCCACUUUGACUUCUAUCCCAAUGGAGGAUCAUUUCAGCCAGGGUGCCAGCUGCACGUGCAAAACAUAUAUGCACAUUUAGCCCAGUAUGGGAUUAUGGGUUUUGAGCAGACAGUGAAAUGUGCCCACGAGCGUGCUGUGCAUCUCUUCAUUGACUCCCUGUUGAACAAAGACAAGCAGAUUAUGGCCUACAAGUGCAGCGACAACACGGCUUUCGAUAAAGGCUACUGUCUGGACUGCCGAAAGAACCGCUGUAACACUUUGGGUUAUGACAUCAAGAAAGUCCGCACCGGCGCAAGCAAGAGACUGUUUUUCAAAACCCGUUCACACAUGCCCUACAAAUUGUUCCACUAUCAAUUCAGGAUCCAGUUCAUCAACCAAACUGAUAAGAUCGAGCCCACCCUCACAGUCUCUCUAACCGGGACACUGGGAGAAAGUGAAAAUUUACCCAUAACACUAGUUGAGGAGAUUUCAGGUAACAAGACUUUUACCUUCCUCAUCACUCUGGAUACUGACAUCGGUGACCUGAUGAUAAUGCGCUUCACCUGGGAGGGAAGCCAAGUAUGGGCAAACAUGUGGAGCACGGUUAAGACCAUGAUACCUUGGGCCAAAAGCAGCAGAGGACCACAGCUCACAGUGGGGAAGAUCACAGUGAAAGCAGGAGAGACCCAGAGGAAAACUACGUUUUGCCCACAGACAGACGAGGGCAUGUAUAUCGAGCCGUCGCAGGAGAAGGUGUUCGUGCGCUGUGAAAAGAAGACACAGCAGAAGCGGAGGAUGAUGAUGAGGAUGAAGCACGACUAAAACAAACUCACCUCACACAUGAGAUCGUGUCUUCACAGCCUUUGGGACCGGAUUUCCUGUAAUAUAUGCUUAAUGUUUCUAACUUUCAUUUUUUAUGAGAAAUUAAAGAAUGACCAAGUGUUCCAGGAUUUUGUUAUUAAACAUGGUUAGGUUUUCGUAUAUCAAAUAUUUUUACAUUUUACUGUAGGCUAUGCCAACUUUUAGCAGAAGCCCUCCUUCCAGAAUCCCGCCCUCAAAUGUCAGCAAAUAGAGAGCAUUCUGAUUGGCUAAAAGGCACGGGCCGCUCUCUUGAUUGACCUUGUGUUUUAGGGUCUGUUUACACCU